Messenger RNA from Telopea speciosissima, 378 nucleotides. RefSeq names its product nicotinamidase 2-like. Bases 1 to 378 code for a protein of 125 amino acids. NCBI's taxonomy places the organism in Eukaryota, Viridiplantae, Streptophyta, Magnoliopsida, Proteales, Proteaceae. The transcript has a single exon. The record is from RefSeq and is a predicted model, not a curated record.
AUGCUUGGAGAAUGGUGGAACAACGAUUUGAUCAUGGACGGAGCACCCAAGAUAGAGCUGAUGCCGGAGGUCAAUCAUAAAAGUGACGAUAAAGUUCUUGAAAAGAACACUUACAGUGCCUUCAUAGGAACUGGAUUGGAGGAGUAUUUGGUGGAUAGAGAGAUAAAAGAGGUUAUAAUUACAGGAGUUAUGACGAAUUUGUGCUGUGAAACGACGGUGAGGGAGGCGUUUGUGAGAGGGUUUAGGGUUUUCUUUUUGAUGGAUGCGAUGGCAACUUGGGCAAGGGAGUUGCAUGUGGCUACGCUUAAGAAUAUGGCUUAUGGGUUUGCUUAUUUGGUUGAUUGUAAGAGGCUUAAGGAGGGUUUCUCUAAAAAGUGA